AGGCACUCAUAAUCCGUUUGGGGAGCCUCUAGUCUUUUUGAGGGAACGGAGACGCUCUUGCUCUUAGACUAACUAAAUGGACAACUAGAGACAGAUUAGAUCUCGCAGGCUCGCUCCGUGGCUCGUCUUCCUCCUCGCGCCAGCACCGCCACUGCUGCCGAGCGCCCCAGCCCCCUGGCUCGUCUUACUCCACCGCAGUGCAGAGGAGGCCCGCUUCGUUUUGGUUCUUCGUGACGCAGUACAGCCGAAGAAAUGUCGGGAGGUAGGCAAUCAUACUGGUGCUUCCAGUGUAGACAGCGGGUUAGGCCUCGUGGCCGGGAGAUGGAGUGUCCCUACUGUGAUUCUGGUUUUGUGGCUGAAAUGGAUGAUGUGGAUGCUGUCAUGAGCCAAUUUGUUGGGAUGGAUACUGAUUUCCAUCGCGAUCCAAGGUUCGGGAUCAUGGAGGCAAUGUCUGCCGUGAUGCGACAUGGUAUGGGUGGGAUGAAUCGAGAUGUGGAUGUAAGAGGAAGGCCAAGCAUAUUAACUGACCUGGAGAUGGAGUUUGGCUCAGGGCCAUGGUUGCUCUUCCGUGGUCAGCUCCCCGGUCAUCUCUCAGAGGACAAUGGUUUCGAUGUGAUUGUCAAUGGACGCCGUGGUGUUGGCAUGCGGAGGGCAAACAUUGCAGAUUACUUUGUUGGACCUGGAUUGGAUGAUCUAAUUGAGCAGUUGACUCAUAAUGAUCGUCGAGGGCCACCACCUGCCUCUCAGUCCUCGAUUGAUGCCAUGCCUACUGUUAAGAUCACACCGAGGCAUCUCACUGGCGACUCGCACUGCCCGGUCUGCAAGGACAAAUUUGAGCUGGGAUCAGAAGCAAGAGAGAUGCCAUGCAAGCAUCUAUAUCACUCUGAUUGCAUACUUCCUUGGCUAGAGCAACACAAUUCCUGCCCUGUUUGCCGAUAUGAGCUGCCAACACAGGGCUCUACUGGCGCUAGCUGCUCGCGAUCAAGAUCAACCAACCAAAAUCACAAUUCAAGUAGUUCAAGUAACAGUGGGAGAGCCGGUGUGCGUCAGAGGAGAAGGAACCCUUUCUCGUUCCUGUGGCCUUUCCGCUCAUCAAGUUCAAGCUCUAGUUCUCGUUAGAUUAGUUUGGCUACCUGGUUGGAGUUCACAAUAUGGUUUCAUUGAAGAUGCUGAUCAAAUGGGCUUUAUGUGUAGCAUCUUAUGCCCAAUAUGUACUGUAUGGCUUGUUAUAGUUGCCACAAAAUGGAUUUCCUUGCAAGUAUAUUCUGUCAGUUUCAUAGCAGCUGUUUGCUUUUGUGCAAGUUGAUAUCAACUUUUUUGGUAAGAGGUCGGUUAUUUGUUUU
This is a messenger RNA of Brachypodium distachyon (stiff brome), 1343 nucleotides long. RefSeq names its product probable E3 ubiquitin-protein ligase RHC1A. Gene Ontology annotation, molecular function: ubiquitin protein ligase activity. NCBI's taxonomy places the organism in Eukaryota, Viridiplantae, Streptophyta, Magnoliopsida, Poales, Poaceae. Gene Ontology annotation, cellular component: cytoplasm. The transcript has 2 exons. The coding region runs from base 253 to 1119 and encodes 288 amino acids. Gene Ontology annotation, biological process: protein ubiquitination. The record is from RefSeq and is a predicted model, not a curated record.